GGUGUCCGCGUAGUCAUGUUGGACAGCGUCCGGUGUCUAAUGUCGGUGGUCAUGUCGCCGUCGGAUCGGGCGCACGGCAGACGCGCGCCGGCCGUGGCCCGGCGGCAGUCGUCCAAGAGGAAAGUGCGCGUGCACAGGAUCAGUUCCAGGUACCCGGCCAUUGAGGUCAGGACCAGGAUGGACUCGUACGGCACGGCCGUGGGCACAGGACCGCGGGUCGCUGAAAAUCGGCCGGCCGGCAACGAAGGACGACGAACCGAUAAUGACGACGGCGGGCAAGACAAAAAAGAAGAAGUAGAUGAAGAUGGCGAAGAAGAGGACGAUUACGAGAACGACGACGAUGACGACGACGACGACGGAGAUGAAGAUGACGACCUCUGCGGCAGUAAGACGGACACGGUAGCCGGCUGCUCGUCGGCUUCGGACACGGACUUUUACUACGAGGACCGGAGCGACUGUCGCGGGAUGCACACGACCGUGGUAGAACUGCGGGCCGAAGAAGUGGAAAGGACCGACGCCGAGCGAGAGGAGUUCGAAGACAGCUUGACGAACGUCGAGGACCGUCGUAGUCGCCGGACCGUGGAGAUCGUGACGAAACACCGGCACGUGCUAUCCGAAACGUGUCGCGUCAAAGUGCAGAACCUGAGAUAUGGUCGAGUGAACGUGGUCAGGUGGCUGUUGUGGGAAGCAGACAUGCCGGUGCUGGAAAGAUCCAACAACGGUGCUCUGGCGCUGCAUUACGCGUCGGCCAGAGGAUGUCUGGACUGCGUAAAGCUCCUGUGCAAAUCGGCUGGCGAGAUAUGCGCAAACACUCAGAUGGACAAUGACGUCACGCCCGUCUACCUGGCCGCGCAAGAAGGACACCUGGAAGUGCUUAAAUUCCUUGUGCUGGAAGCUGGGGGAUCGCUGUACGUGCGGGCUAAAGAUGGCAUGGCACCCGUACACGCCGCCGCCCAGAUGGGAUGCCUUAACUGUUUGAAAUGGAUGGUCAGAGAUCAAGGAGUCGACCCGAACCUGAGAGACGGCGACGGCGCGACGGCGUUACAUUUCGCUGCGAGCAGAGGGCACGUCGACACGGUGCGGUGGCUGUUAAGACACGGUGCCAACCUGGUCGUAGACAAGUACGGCAAGAGCCCGAUCAACGACGCGGCGGAAAACCACCAGAUGGAGUGUCUGAACGUAUUGGUGCAACACGGUACCAUGCCGGAUUAUCACGACGAGAAAAAGAACGGCCGAUUGUUGGGAUGUACGUGCCGGAAAGAAGAACCGAAAACACGAUGCUCAUUUGCCGACUGCGUGAACUACAAAAAGAGCCAGGAACCGUUUUAUCUUCAUCCCCCGUCGCCGGUGUCCGGUCAUCUGCAGCCUCAGCAGAACGGCACCGGACGCGGCAAAGUGGCGGUCAAGGACGGCCUGUACGUCGUGAACGCCGCGACGGCGACGGUACAGCAGCAGCAGCAUCAUCAUCAGAUCGGCGGAUGCAAAGCCAACACCGCGCCCGUGGUCGUAGCCGUCGAACCGGCUCAAUCCGUGCAACAGCAUCAGCAGCAAGGACCGUUUUAUUUGCAUAAUCCGAACGGUGUGAUCGACAACCCGGUUAAGGACAUAUUCGCGGCGGACAAAACCGCGUACGUGAUCGCUGCUGGUUCUCCGCCGCCACCACCUCCGGCCGUUGGCCUCAACACCAUGACCGUCAAGGUGGAGGUGCACAGCAGCAACAGCAGCUCGGGUGCCGGUUCGGACGAGAACCUGAGCUCGUCGUCGUCCGACCGGUGCAGCGAUCCCGGAACGGCGGCUGGCGAGAACGAUUACGAGGACAUCUACGAGGUGAGGCACCGCGCCUCGUCCGGUACUGUCGGCGUCGGCCAUCACCAGCAGCAUCAGGCGCACGGCCGUGGCAAGGAUUCCAAGAGCCCUAGCCGCGAUUCCGGCAGUCACAGCCGCUCCGGGUCCAUGAGUUCCACUGGCAGCGGAGUCGGCGGUGGCCUGGGCGUCGUCGGAUCAGGUUCUUCCGUGGUCGUGCUUCAUACUACCACCACUGGCGGCACGGCGAUAAACUCGCCCGCGACCGUCACGAAUGUCAACGUCCAGUGUUCCAACACGACCAACAGCACCAAUAGUACCAUGAUCAACGACACGUCCAACUUGAUCGAGUGCUACGAGUCCGUCGGCGCUAUGACGCCAGAGUCCGGUGUGUCGAGCGGCUCGCCGUCGGACGUGAGCCAUUCGGCCGAGGACUCGGACCCAGAGGUACCCGGCCAGCACCACCAUCACACGCUUCCGCUGCACGCGGCCGUUCACCAUCACCACAAGGAACGGGCGCCCCUCAAGCGAGUGGUGUCCGAACCGGCGACGGGCUCGUGUCCACCACCGCCCCCGCCGCCGAUGCCGGUCAACGAUUUCCAUCGUCAGGUGUAUGUUUACGUGCAGACGGCCCGCAACCAAUCGACUCGUGACUCCGCGGACGGCGGUGGGGCGCAGAUGGCCGCGGCCGGACCGCAGCACCAGCAGCAGCCGACACCGUUCAUUCCGCCAAAGUUUCCGGCUGCGGGCGCCCACGACGACGGACUCAUCAAACCCUCGGAGUACCUGAAGAGCAUCGGAGGCGGCGGCAGUGGGUGUACCGGAGCAGCGGACGGCAACGAGGAACUACCGGGACGGUUCGCGAACGCGCCGUUGCACAGGACCAAGUCCGAGUUGUCCGUGGCCGUGCAGCAGCACCAGCAGCAGCCCUUGGCCGCCAUCAGCAUACACGACUUGCACAGCGUGCAGCUGAAGAAGACGCCGGGCACCGUCAAGAUCAUGCCGGGCCAUCACGCCAGCAACAACGCUUUCGACAAACAAUCCGGUGAAUUGCCUCCGUUACAAGCGCAGAGACAAGACUUAAUCGCCGAACUGAAAAUGUCCCAAGAUAUCAAUGGCAUCAAAAAAAUGAAAGUGGAAAAAGUCAAAAUGGAUGAAAUGAGCGAAAAACAAAAGAUCAAUGAGAUCACCAAACAAUUGUCGCCGGACAACAUUAUCGAUCAGAUUCCGGAAAAGGAUGCGAAUGGGAAUGUGAUACCCGCAUGGAAGCGUCAUAUGAUGGCCAAAAAGGCUGCGGAAAAAGCACGAAAAGACAUGGAAGAGGAACUGAGUCGACAAGCGGAGGAGAAGCGCUUGCAGGCUUUGCCGCCGUGGAAACGGCAGCUGAUGCAAAACAAGAAACAAGACGACAAGACGUCGACCCAAUCGACGAGAUCGCCCGGCACCGGAGCCAAAGUGACGUUCGCCGAAUCGCCGUCGCCGUCGCCGCCGCAGCCGGACGGGCACAACAAAGAGAACGAUCAGCCGAACGAACCGAUGUCGCCGUCGGAGGCCAAAGAGAAACCGUCCGAGGCGGUGCCGCCGCAGCCGCAACCGUCGCAGCAGAGCAACGGCAACAGGGCGGACGGUGCGGACAGCGACGACGACGGACACGCGAAAAUCAUUCCAUGGAGAGCUCAGCUGAGGAAGACCAACAGCACGCUGAAUCUUUUGGAAUGAUGCUGAAAAUCGUAUUUGAACUAUUACAACACCGCGCGCGCGCCUAUCGUACGUUCGGACACAUGUAUAUUGUUCCAUAUUAUUAUUUUUAUUAUUUAUAUUCGUCAUACACAUACAUAUACAUAUAUAUAUAUAUAUAUAUAUUAUACCUACGAUUAUUAAUUUUAUUUUAUUAUUAAGUUAUACAUAUUGUACGAAACGCUUAAGGUAAUGUUUAUAAUUUAUAUGAUAUUAUUAUCACACGAUCAUGCACGUCAUGAUUAUAUUACGCAUGCGCUGUACACGUACAUUACGAUGUAAACGUUGUCUUCUCUGUUCUGUUAAAAAAAUUAUAUAUAUAUAUACAUAUAAAUCACUGAAAAACAAUAAGUGCGAACGUUUAAGAUUAAGAUCGUAUAGUAUAUAUUAUGUGACAUGUAUAAUAUACCCUUACCGCAUGCAUUAUGUACGUUGACAUUAGAUAGUUGAUUUUAUUACCUUAUGAACUUAAACGAUAUUAUUAUAAUAUAAACGACAUGAUAUUACCUAUAAUGUUCUCGCGAAUCACACGUUUUAGGGAAGCCUUAUGAAUUUGUUAUUUUUUAUCUCAUUUGUUUUUUCAACAUUGUACGCUCUCGAAAUAUAGAAUAUCGAUUUUCAUUUUGACGAUGUGGUA
Sipha flava (yellow sugarcane aphid) is the source of this 4177-nucleotide messenger RNA. RefSeq lists its product as uncharacterized. Gene Ontology annotation, molecular function: actin filament binding. Bases 16 to 3522 code for a protein of 1168 amino acids. NCBI's taxonomy places the organism in Eukaryota, Metazoa, Arthropoda, Insecta, Hemiptera, Aphididae. The transcript has 12 exons. The record is from RefSeq and is a predicted model, not a curated record. Gene Ontology annotation, cellular component: cytoplasm. Gene Ontology annotation, biological process: actin filament bundle assembly.